Schizosaccharomyces japonicus yFS275 is the source of this 6372-nucleotide messenger RNA. RefSeq names its product alpha-1,2-mannosyltransferase. Gene Ontology annotation, cellular component: endoplasmic reticulum; membrane. Gene Ontology annotation, molecular function: mannosyltransferase activity. NCBI's taxonomy places the organism in Eukaryota, Fungi, Ascomycota, Schizosaccharomycetes, Schizosaccharomycetales, Schizosaccharomycetaceae. The transcript has 3 exons. The record is from RefSeq and is a predicted model, not a curated record. The coding region runs from base 355 to 1482 and encodes 375 amino acids. Gene Ontology annotation, biological process: glycoprotein biosynthetic process.
GGUUCUUUAGUUCUUUUCUUUUUUUUUUUCAAAUUGUUUCUCAGUAAAGCAUCCUUUCCUUAUCUUUAUUAUUUAUAAUCAUAAUUUCAUGUUCCAAAAGAUUCCUUUCCUCCCGCGCCUUCAGAGUGCUACUGCAUUUCUCUUAGCCCAUCGAGACAUAAUACCUUCUUGUCUUCGUAUAGUAACACCGUUUCACCAAACAGAAUUCUAUUUAAACAAAUGUCAACACGUUAAAUUGUGUUUUAUUUAUUUAUUCUUUUAGAAACUCUUUCUCGUAUAUUCAGGUUGGGAGGAAUUGUCUUGCUUUGUAUACAAAAAAUUUCCUUUUUUUAAACCUCGGCGCUUGUGGACUCUAUGAAACUACUCGGUGCUACUUUCUCAAUACGGUCCUUACAAUAUGUGUUCGUUAUUUCUUCCUUAUGCGCAAUACUUGCAGUAAUCCUUCGGCCACUGGUUUAUACUAGUAAAGAAGAUAACAUUUAUACUACAUAUCUACCUCCCAAAAAAGAACUUACCAAAGCUGGUACACAUCGGGAAAAUGCUACCUUAGUUGUGUUGUGUAGGAAUGAUGACCUUGAAGAUGUACUAAGUUCUAUGCAGAGUUUGGAGGAUCGAUUUAACAAACGAUACCAUUACCCUUGGCUGUUUCUUAACGAAGUACCUUUUACCAACGCGUUUAAAAAUGCGACGGGUCGCAUGACGGACAGUAAAAUAGAAUUCGUUACGUUAGCACCCGAAGAAUGGGAGCUUCCAACUUCGAUUGAUCUGACACAACUGGCUCACACGCUCCGAGUUAUGACAGAAAAUCAAGUUAUUUAUGGUGGCUCUUUAAGCUACCGCUUAAUGUGCCGCUUUAAUUCGGGAUUCUUUUUCAGAGUACCAAAACUGCUACAGUACGAUUAUUACUGGAGGGUAGAACCAGGCAUCAAGUUUCAUUGUGAUCUCGACUAUGAUCCGUUCACCUUUAUGCGUGAACACGACAAAAUGUAUGGAUUUGUGAUUGCUAUUCGAGAAUUUCCUAAUACAAUUCCUACCUUAUGGCAUCAUACACACGAGUUCUUUCGCAAAAACCCUGAACUCCUUGCGAGGGACAACUCGCUUCCUUUUAUUGAAGACUACGGCAUGGGACUGGAUGGAAUGUACAAUCUUUGCCAUUUUUGGAGCAACUUUGAGAUUGCGAAUUUGAAUUUUUUUCGAAGUGAUGCUUAUAUGAAAUAUUUUAACUAUCUUGACAGUCAAAAAGGGUUCUUUUAUGAACGUUGGGGAGAUGCACCAGUCCAUUCGUUGGCUGCCGCUCUCAUGCUAAACAAGUCACAGCUUCAUUAUUUUGAAGAUAUGGGUUACUUUCAUCCGCCAUGGUCGCAUUGCCCCCUAGAUGAAGAAUCACACACUUCUGGGCGCUGCUUAUGUAACCGGGAUCGGUCAUUUGCAAAUAAUCCUUAUUCCUGCUUCGAACAAUGGCACCGUAACAUGCAAAUAUAAAUAGCUUUAAUAAAACAAGUGCUCCGCAACAAGAGCACAUCAUUGUCGCUUGGAUUGGGCUUGGAACUGAUCCGCUAAUGUAUAUAUUUCCUCGAAGAAACGUUUCACAGUAUGAUUAUUCUCAUCCUGAACACCGAGGCCUAGUAUAUAACAGGGAACUUGUAGAGUCUUGCAAAGCAUAGAGGAAACCCAAGUUGUUACACUCGUUCUACCGUUUAAAGUCUCAUGAAUAACGGAAAGCAGUCGAUCCUUCAAAGGAAUAAAUACAUAGUCUCGGAAAGCCAACAAUGCUUUCCGGCGCACGUUAAGCCUCGUUUUGUUGAGUGAGCAAAACUCCCGAACCUCGUAUGAGAGUGUGCUAUUUUCGUGUGGAUCAAGCAACUGGCUUUGAAUAGGAAGGAAAAUAGCUUCUAAAAAUGGUGAAACAUGAGUUGUAAAGAAUAGCCAGGAUUCCAUAAACCGUGCGUAAAAUACACUAUCGGUUUCGGAUGAAAGCGUGGCCGCAAGCACAUAGGCUCCCUUCUGAAAAAGCUCCUCAAUUUCUUCAAUAAAAGUACCGAGGUUGCUUUCCUGAAUACAGUUGCGAAUGUGUACCACGACGAUGCCAUUCAAAUCUUCGAUAGGGACGUGAAGUUCUUCACCUUUGUAUACACUGAGUACUUGCGUCUCGAUACAAGACCAACUUUCGUCAAAGUUGACAAACGUCGUUAAGCCUUUGGAAUCAAUGGACGCACGCGUUUUCCCAAGUUUGAUAGCAGAAGGACCGAUGGGUACUACACUGCUUGCCUUAGGAGUUGAAAGUUUGGGAAUUGAUGGGCCAAACAGGCCAAUGUUCUCCUUUCCGCGCGUACGCAGGAAACUGCGAGAAGUCGAUAUUGACUUGUGCAGAGAGGGUAUUUCGAGAGAAAGGAGAUCCUUAUUUUUACGAAAUCGGAGGUGAUGCGGAGAGGAGGGACUACUGAAAGAUGCACAGUAAUCUCCUUUAACGUGUGAUCCCUGUGAAUUCGCAUGCGCGAGCUUACUAAAGGUCGAUGAGAGUAAUUUUGGUUUGUGAAUAGAUAAUUCAUCGAAUGCUUGUUUCAGACCACCGUGAUUCAGUCGACUGCUGAAGGGCAUGUGUCCAUUGAAAGAGAGGGAACGCUGAUGCAUAGCGUGUUUUCCCGCUCGAUCUGCUCUCGAACGGGCCUUGACAGUUUUGGGUCUGUAGAGACUAAACCGUUCAAAGCGAGCAUUAGAGCCUAUGACUCCAUCGCUAUUAAGGGCAUCUGGUCUGUUAUUGUUUUUUGGUGUAGUUGGGGUUUCACGGAGCUCUUCUCGAUCCUCAUCGUUCUCAUUCUUGGUAUGAAUGACCGAAACGCAAGUAGUGGUCGAUGCACUAGAAACAGAGGACACCGAGCUUACACGACGAUGGAAGGUCAUAAUGAACUCCAAGUGAUCGUCAUUCCUUGUAACAAACUUAAAGCUUUAAGGGGUGAGUUCUUCAAAUACUAUUGAUACAAGUAAAAUUGAAUAAUUUGCAAUUGUUUCGCCCGAAAAACGUUUCCAAGUCAAUAGAACACAGCAACUGUAAUCCGAGAGGUGAAGAACAAGCGUCCCAACCUAAUUCACCUAAACGUGUUGAAUGGGUGGUCGUAGCUGUGUUAGGUUGGUUUGCCAUAGAAGACUUGUUAAGUUAUACAAGGGUCCGAGGGUUGAGCUCGGAUGGUGGAGUCGGUAAUGAGCAAGCUUGAUGGCAAUUGCAAUAACAAGAAUAAUCUGGUAAACUAGAUGACAUUCUGUAGAUUCACCAGCCCGUAAAAAUGGACUGAAUGCAUUGACUAAAGAAAAAAAUACGUUUACAUGAUAGUACUCGCAAACUUAGACUUAAAACAUGUCUAAAAUGCGACUACUCGAUUCUUAAACCGUAUUAAAAUAACACACUGACGAAUUUACAGAAUGCUUUAUAACAAUUCGCCUUAACGGCAAGUCUAGUUGUAUUCAAAAAAAAAAUUUUAAAAGUUCAAUUCGCCGAGUCAACUGUCGACAUAGAAGAACGAUGCGUAUGAAGACGAAUACAAGCAUGUUCACCACGGCAACCGUUGAAGACAUGACACAUUAGUCGCCGCACGCUGGUGAUAUCGAUGCUCUUGUUUGCGUAGGAAGAAAAGGAAAAAAAAAACUUUCUAAUCUCGGUAACAUUCUCUCAAAAACGUUAGGAGACGCAAUGUUACUGGCCGUAUAAACAAACGAAAGAGUUAAAGAGUAGGCCAAUUAGGUACAAGGAUUAGACAGACACAACUUUGACUUACUUAGCCAAGGCCUCGAGAGAGUCCUCCAUAAUGUCCAAACCAUCAGCAAUGACAGAGCUUGGAGUGUUCAGAGCAGGGAGGACACGAGUGUUGUUGUUACCACCAGGCAACAGCAAGAGACCUCUCUCACGGGCAAAGUCGAUGAAUUUAGUGGGUGCGUCAUGGAAUUGCAAACCCAUGAGCAAACCACGACCAGCAUAACCGCGAAUGAUGCUGGGGAACUUCUCCUUAAAGGAGUCAAAACGGGCGGUGAGGGCCUUGUGUUGAGUACGGACGUUGUUCAAAAUCUCAGAGCUUCCAAUUUUGUCGACACAGUACGAACCAACACGACAAGCAACGGGGUUACCACCAAAAGUACUUCCGUGAUCACCAAACUUAAUGGUCUUGGCGAUGUCGUCCGAGACAAUAGUUACACCGAUGGGCAAACCGUUAGCCAAAGGCUUGGCGAGGGUAACAAUAUCAGGACUGGCAAAAUCCUUGACAUAAGAGUGAGCCCAAAGAUCACCAGUACGGCCCAAACCACACUGGACCUCAUCGUAAAUCAACAUGACAUUAUGUUUGUCACAGGCCUUGCGAACAGCAGCGAGAAACUCGGCCUCGGCAGGGCAAAUACCACCCUCACCUUGAACGGGCUCAACAAUGACAGCUGCGGUGUUCUCGUCAAUGACACCCAAAGACGAAGCGUCGUUGAACUUUGCUUGCUUGCAGCCAGGUAGCAGAGGCUUGAAAGCCUCGCGGUACUUGGGGUUUGCGGUAAUACUCAAAGCACCCAUUGUCCGGCCAUGGAAAGAGUUGUUGAAGAAGACAAUCUCGUUCUUUUGAGGACCAAAGUUAGUGUAGGCGUAUUUACGAGCAAACUUGAUGGCAGUCUCAUUUGCCUCAGCACCACUGUUUACGAAAAAGACCUUGGAGGGCAUCUUAAUGUUGCUGUUUUCCGACAGCGACUGAUUCAGCUUGGCAGCCAACUCAAUGGCGGGUUCAUUAUAAAACAAGUUACUGGCGUGAACAACUUUGGUCAGCUGGUCAGCAGCCAACUUUUGCACAUUCUCUUCGGCAUGUCCCAGAGCAUUGACGGCAACGCCAGAAGUAAAGUCAAUGUACUUGUUUCCAUCCACAUCCCACAAGAAAGAGCCUUUUCCGUGAGAAACUGCGACAGGAUAACGAGCGUAAACGGCCAAAAUAUUUUCGGCCUCCUUUUCCAUCACCGCGGCGGCCUUAGAACGAGCAGCAUUUACGCGAGUAGUCUAAGAGUAUGUUAGCAAAAAGAGCUCCAAGACUUCCGCAAGGAAGCAAACAGACACCAUUUCAUGCUGCAAAGCACGAAAUUGUAAAAAACUAAAAAUAGCAACAAACGAAACGUUUUUCUCGCUUGUGUUGCUCCAAGUGCGCUAUACUUACACUAAGGCAGCGUUGAAAGCAGCGAAUGGAGCCUGUUUUGGGGAGAGAAGCCAAGUUCUUAACGGAGAGCAUGUUUAGGUAUGCAAGGUGUGUGCGUGUGUGUCUGUCUGUAGUUGUAGCAGCACUACUUCGAGGGACUUUUAUUCACCUUCGGCUAUCAGUUCAACAUGCUUAUUUUAACGAUAUUAAUCAAGCUCAUCAACCAAGCCCUGUUGAUAGACAGCGAAAAACCGUGGAGAAUCUAACCGCUGAUGAUAAAGUUUUAGUGGGUUAAUACGUUAUCGUAGACAGCACCACCAAUCCGGCCACCGUUCAUUGAUGAAGAUACCCUGUGGGCAAAGUCGGCUGGGGUAGAUUUUAGAUCAAAUGCGGCAUCUGUUGUACCCCGAACGUGUAUUAGCGAGUUGAGCGAUACUUGUUUCCCAAACAUCCCCGUCACAACCAUGCGUUGAUCAGGAGAAGUAGUCGGCAUCAUACCUUUAUUCAGUGGAUCAUCAGGAUUUGGUGCGAGAAAUAGGAACUGCAAUCCAACAAACACGGAAUUGAGGUUGAGGACCGGGUUCCAUUCCUGUCGCAGAAUGUUCAGACAAACAUUGCCACUCGUAUCAAUGUUCGGGUGAUAGAUCUUCCCACGCGUUAACAACGGAAACCGAUGAAAAACAUAAAACGUUGUCCGCUCGUCGUCCACCUGUGCGUCUAGAGCAGUGAUGACGAGGAGGAUAAACUAUCACACACGUACCUUGUUGAGACACUUCACUUUAGGAGGUUCGUGAGGAUAGUUUGCUCCGAUCUUCACCGAGAAUUUGAAAACACCUCCCUUGUAAAAACCUGAUAGCGUCAAACUGUUAAAUAUAUGAACAAGUAUGUGCCGAACAAGCUACACACCUUCGUCCGGAGCAAUGUACAAAACCAAGUCGCUCAAAUCUGCAGGGUUUGGCCACUCGGCCUUCAUGGUACUCGGCAAUUCCAGUUCUGUGACAUCUACAUAGCUUUUGUUAGAGCCAAAAAGCCGUAAAUCGAGAUUUAGAUUCGGACAAAAGAACCUUUUUGAAUACGGAUUUGAGAAGCAUUUACACCGCCGCUCAGCCGUUCUUUUUCGGCCAUCUUCUUCUUUAAUUCCCAUAUUUUACGCAUGAUCAAUUGUUUCCGAUAUGUGCUUUGGCUAAGAGUGUUAUGACCAACGGUGAUCGUUUUGGUGUUGCAC